CACUGGAUGAAUGAAAAAGCGGAAGUGCAGACAGGAAGUCGGUUUUUGUUUUGACGUUCCUCUACAAUUCAUACAAGUCAUGAUAAAUGUGUAGUGCGUUUGUUCGGACAUUUAGAGUGACUUUUAACAAAAACAUCCUUUGUGUUAGACUGAAGAUGACCGCUACUUCAAGUGCUCCUAGACCUCGAGAAGAUAAAUAGACACGAAGAUGCUAGAGCGGUGCAGCUGCAUGCUAACCGAUGCUAAUGUGCAGCUGUCACAGUGACAGCUACAGGGGAGAAGAUGAUACAAAGAGGAGUGAGGUGUAAAAUAAGUGCCAAAUGCACACUGUCCUGGUUGAGGUUUCCUCACUGACCAAGGAGUCAAGGUUUAGAGGUCAUGAAAGAAGCCGGCUCUGCAGUGUGUGGAGCUGAGGCUCUGGUUGAAGACCAGGAAUUUCCCUCUGACAACUCGUCACUCUUCUCUGACAGCUCCACGCCCAUCGCUAAGCUGCAUGGAAACAUCACAUGGCACCGUCCACAGGAGAUCUGCCAGUCUCCAGUUCUUCUUCCUGACAACAUUAACCUGGCUCAUGCCAAACAAGGCCUGUUAGGAGACUGCUGGUUCCUCUGCGCCUGUACUGUCCUGCUCAGGAACAGACACAUACUAAACAAGGUGAUUCCUCCAGACCAGCCCCUGUGGGGUGACUGCAGCUGCCACUCACCAAAUGCCUUCUGGGUCGCUUUGUUAGAAAAAGCCUAUGCCAAGCUUCAUGGCUCAUAUGAGCGACUGUGGGCAGGUCAGGUGUCCGAAGCCCUGGUGGAUUUGACUGGUGGUCUUGCUGAACACUGGAGCUUAGGAGACUUAAGUUUAGAUGAGGGGCAGAUGGCAGAUAGGGACAGUGAACAGAUCAGGAGAAGGAGACUUGACUUGAACCGUCUCAACCAUGUCAAGGAUAAUUGUUUAUUGAGCUGUUCCACCAACAGCAGCCCUGGAGGUGCCAGCGAGUUGGGUCAGUACCACGCCCUAAAUGUCAUGGAAUGGUUGGAUGUGAAGGCGGAGUCUGGAAGCGAAAUACGUCUACUCAGGAUCAAAAACCCUUGGGGGAGAGGCUGCUGGGGAGGACGGUGGAUAGAGGAUGGUGCAAGUUGGAGGUCUAUUGACCCUAAAUGGGCGUCAGAGUUACAGUCCAGGGUGGCAGAGGGUGAAUUUUGGGUGGAUGAAGCUGAAUUUCGGUCCCAGUUUGAUGACGUCACAGUCGGAUAUCCACUCAAUGAGGAAGGAUACCUAAGGAGCAUCUAUACUGGAAAUCUGCUCACUCACAGCCAUCAGCUGUCAGGCCGGUGGAUAAAAGGACAGUCAGCCGGCGGCAGCAGAAACAGCAGCAGCUACUCCAUCAAUCCUAAAUUUUGGAUUAAUGUCAGUGAGAGCGGAGAGAUUAUUGUGUCCCUGCUGCAGCAAAGGAAGAGGAGAAACACAGAGAAACUGGCACAAAUGCACCUCAAUGACACAAAGCACCAGCACUACCAGGCCACUGCUCUACACAUGUGGAAGGUGGAGAAGAAGCAUUUUAAUCUGAGCCGCUUAUUGAACAAACCUCCUUGUGCUUCUACUCACUGCCACACCUAUGAGAGGGAGGUGGUUCUACACAGGCAGCUGGAGCCUGGCUACUACCUGCUGAUCCCUAGCACCUACCAGUCGGGGGCCGAAGCCCGCUUUCUUAUCAGGGUCUUUUCCUCUGCUUCUUUAUCUCUUAGUGCUCUGAAAAGCCCAGCGCCAUCACUGCCUCUAAUAAAAGAUAGUGAGUGGGAGACCAGCUACUUCCACGGCUCGUGGGUGACAGGAAAGACGGCAGGAGGAAGCAGGAACUUCCUGUCUCACUUGCAGAACCCCUGCUUCCCUUUUACGGUGACUGAGGACGCAGAGGUGAAGUCAGGAGAUAAUGUCAGGAUAAACCUUCACCAGAACCGUGCCGACUCUGAGCUCCACGCCAUUGGUUUUCAUGUGUACAAGACUUUACAGGACACAUGUGGACAGUUGAGCAGAGACCAGGACCCCAUAGCCAGCUGUGUCCCCCACUGUUAUACACAGAAUGUCAGUCUGUCCUGCAGUCUUCCUGCUGGGACUUACACCAUCAUCUCGUCCACAUAUGAGCCUGAUUGCUGCGCAGACUUCACCCUCAGCUUGUCUCGUAGGAUACACAGGAAAGUGGUCAAAAGUCAGGAGAGUCUGGGAAGAACCAUUCAAGAGGUCUCCCACAUCUCUCUGAUGCAAAGCUAGUUCUCUGGAGCUGUUGCCUCACCUCCGAUGUCAGUUCUUGCUCCCAGUGCCUCUUGGCUCACGAUGAAAGUACCAGUCCUUCUUUCUAACUUCACCGCACUGUGUGUCUGUGUUUGUAUGUAUUGUAUGUGUGUCUGUGUGAGGAAUCCUAGAAAACCUUUUAUCCUGAAUCGCUGAGGCUCAGGGCUGACGGGUAGCCAAACGCUCAUCGGCGAUUAGGACAUCAGAGCUAGUCGGUGGGUUGGGCUGUUAAUGAAGUAUGACGGGACUGGACGGAGUAAACAAACAGCCGCCAUUGAAGAGAGCCGCCGCUGCUCUGGCUCAUUCACUCACUGGCGCGUCGGCCUGAAACAAUGAUGCCUCUCAUGAAGGUCCUCACAGAGGUAUGGGGAGGGUGAGGGGUGAGGGGAUGGUCUUCACCAGCAGAGCCACACCACACCACACCAUGCAGUGCCAAACCAAACCAGUUUCCUCUCAUUCAUCAACUCAACACAACUGUGGCUGACUUGAUUUGUUCUCUUGACACAAGGUCUUACCAACCCUUUUUAUCUUCUCUUAACCUGCUCGGCAUCCUCACUAACCAGCAAAUCAGGCAAAUCAGGCAGAACAUGAAUAAAUUCCACCUUGUUUUUGAUUCACCCACUCACCCCCAUGCUCUUCCACUGUCAUCCCCCAGAACUGGUGCAGCUCAGACCUGAGCAGGGGAUUGAUACAGAGGAAGAAAUAAUGAAUGUGGCUCAUUAGAUAAAACAGCUUUAUCAACAUCUAAUCCUUCUUGUGUUAGUGUGGUGAUGCGACUGUCUGCUGACCAGGCUGCCUAUGUGUGUGUACAACUGACAGGCUCUCUGAUUAUUCAGUAAAGCCACAGUUAGGGAGUUCUGAAUACAUCCACCUGGUGGUGUGUGGUACUGCGCUAUGUACUGUACUUUAUAUGCUUUGAAAGUUAAUGAAUAAAAUAUUUAAACUUAA
Molecule: messenger RNA, 3228 nt
Organism: Cynoglossus semilaevis (tongue sole)
Lineage: Eukaryota; Metazoa; Chordata; Actinopteri; Pleuronectiformes; Cynoglossidae
Gene: eif4e2
Product: eukaryotic translation initiation factor 4E family member 2
Exons: 14
Coding region: 379-2259 (626 amino acids)
Biological process (GO): translational initiation; proteolysis
Cellular component (GO): eukaryotic translation initiation factor 4F complex; cytoplasm
Molecular function (GO): translation initiation factor activity; RNA 7-methylguanosine cap binding; calcium-dependent cysteine-type endopeptidase activity
Source: RefSeq, a predicted model, not a curated record